UCCACUAUCCACUUCCAGUACUUCCACUUCUUCUGUGCUGUGUCUAUAAGUUGUAUAUUUAUUUAUACUAUGCCAAAUUGCGCCAUUUAUGGUUGUAAUAACCAUAAUAGAAUGAAUAAAGGAAAUGCCGAAAUAAAGUUUUAUAGAUUCCCUAAAAAUAAAGAUCUCUCAAGAGAAUGGGUUCGAGCUUGUUGCAGAGCAGAAGAUAACAUCAAUCUAAAACAUGCUGCUAUUUGCUCAAAACAUUUCGAAAGUAAAUGUUUUUUCACCAGCCUGAAAUACAGGUUACUGAAUGAAACUCCCCCAAAAAGAUUUAGAAAUUUACGAAGUGAUGCCAUCCCAACUUUAUUCCUCCCUAAAACAACUGCUACUGCUAUUUUGCCGAGAAGUUCUUCAAAUAAUAAUUAUCCUAGCAAACUGUCUGAAUCUGAAAAGAUGCAAGCCGAAAACAAUUUGAGAAAUCGGCCUAUUGUUGCAGAAAUUUUGUCGAACUCAAAUGACAACCCCAGGUUAGGCCAGAUAGGACAUCAAGCAGUGGAGGAAUCCGUUACCAACAAUUUUUCAAAAGAAACGAGUGAGGUAAUCAAGGAAAUGGCAAAUAUGAAAAUGAAAAUUCUGUCAUUAGAAAAAGAAGUGGAGGAUUUGAAAUUAAAAAAUAAAAAACUGAAAAAAGAUAAAUUAUUGUCCGAUUUAAAAGUAUUAAGUAUCGAUAUUGCAUUGAGUAAUCAUUUCACCCCAGGUCAGAUUAAGAAAAUACUUAAUACAAAGGGAAAUUAUUUAUCUAGGGCCUUGGAAGACUUUGGAUCUAAAACUUCUUUGCUUUGAGGAAAAAAGUUGUUACCCUUUGCCUGCUUUAAGUAUGUUGAGAAAAUGGGCAUUAAUCUUAAAAUCAGACCCAUCAUAUUGAGAGAUGUCCGUCUUAUGAAGCAUAAAUCUGUGAUGCUCAGUGAUUUUGAAAAUUUAUGUUGCUUGUCAUGAAAAUGUUGAUGUAAUCUAUAUUUUCAAUAAGUUGACCAAAAGGAGUAGCGGCUGCUUGGAUCAUAUAAAGUGUUUGGUGGUAACUGUAGAGGUUUGUGUUUGGAGUAGAAACAACUGAUUUUUUACAACAACGAUGCACCUAUGACCAAAUAUAUUUUAAUAGAUGUAAUAAACUAAAUUACAUCAUACUGAAUAUGCUAUAGUUUCUAUUACAAGUGGUAUGAGGUAUUGGAAAUGUUUAUUUUUCGGUCAUAAGUGAAUGUUAGUUAUGAAUAAAGUUGUUACUUGAAGGAUUUUGUACAGACUGCAAAAGUUGAAUUUAAAAAAUUACUUACAAAAUAAAUAUGAUUUGAAUGUUAAUAGAAGCAAUCAAACAAGAAACAGUUUAAUCAGCUGGCACAACUUUCCUCAAACUUCUGCAAAAGCGGUGGAUUUAUAUAGUUUGGGAGGUUUUGUAAAUAACAUGAAAUAAAAGGAAACCAGUAAAAUUGUGAAACUUUUAAAUGACCGGUUUGAUAUUUUUUAUGCUCAGAUGAAAUAUGGUACCCAUCUCGGAAUGAAUACAUUUGGUGUUGGCUUGGAAAAGUAAAUAAAAACUACUGACAUAUCUGAAAUGACUAUUGCAAGACCGAUAACUAUUUUACAAAGGAAAGAAAUAAUAAUUACAACUAAUAUAUUCUGAACAACUUUUGUUUUUCCUAUAUUCACUGUAUGGGGGCAGCAAAUUAUCCAACUCGUGGAUAUCAAAUAUAGGUUCAGUAGUACAUUUUUGGUAACCACUCACACUUCACUUCAUGAACAAAAAUACUGAAGAACCCUCUGAACCUUGCCUACUUGACCAUUACAAAUGGAGAAAGUGAAUCCUGUCAUUGGAUAUGAAAUUUGCAUGUCACAUAAAUUUUUUCACUAGACACCACAAUAGACCUUUUUAGUAGUGAUGCGAAAUAAUAGGCAACCCCAUGGUGCACAUUGUCA
Anoplophora glabripennis (Asian longhorned beetle) is the source of this 1953-nucleotide messenger RNA. Its product is annotated as THAP domain-containing protein 2-like. The record is from RefSeq and is a predicted model, not a curated record. NCBI's taxonomy places the organism in Eukaryota, Metazoa, Arthropoda, Insecta, Coleoptera, Cerambycidae. The transcript is spliced from 4 exons. The coding region runs from base 70 to 825 and encodes 251 amino acids.